AUGGCGGCUGCAGCUGUGGUCGAGUUCCAGAGAGCUCAGGAAAUGGUGGGGACCGACAGAGCGGCGAGUAUAGACAUCCUGCAGUCUAUCGUCAAGCGAGAUAUACAGGAAAGUGACGAGGAAGCGGUACGCGUCAAGGAGCAGAGCAUUUUGGAGCUGGGUGGGCUUCUAGCCAAGACCGGACAGGCUGCAGAGCUCGGUGGUCUCCUGAAGUAUGUGCGUCCUUUCCUCAACUCCAUCAGUAAGGCCAAAGCAGCCAGACUGGUUCGGUCCCUGCUGGACCUCUUCUUAGAUAUGGAGGCUGCAACUGGACAAGAGGUGGAACUGUGCCUGGAAUGCAUUGAAUGGGCCAAGGCUGAGAAGAGGACCUUUCUACGCCAAGCACUGGAGGCUCGACUUGUUUCUCUGUAUUUUGACACUAAACGUUACCAAGAGGCAUUGCAAUUAGGAUCACAGCUUUUAAGAGAGCUGAAAAAGAUGGACGACAAAGCCCUUUUGGUGGAAGUUCAGCUCUUGGAGAGCAAGACCUACCAUGCCCUUAGUAACUUACCCAAAGCCAGAGCAGCGUUAACGUCUGCACGUACUACGGCCAAUGCCAUCUAUUGCCCACCCAAGCUUCAGGCAGCCCUGGACAUGCAGUCAGGUAUAAUCCAUGCAGCAGAAGAGAAGGACUGGAAAACCGCAUACUCCUAUUUCUAUGAGGCUUUUGAGGGCAAUGACUCUAUUGACAGUCCAAGAGCUAUAACAGCGCUGAAAUACAUGCUGCUGUGCAAGAUAAUGCUGAACACGCCAGAAGAUGUACAGGCCUUGGUGAGCGGAAAACUUGCCCUCCGUUAUGCUGGGAGACAGACAGAAGCACUGAAAUGUGUAGCCCAGGCCAGCAAGAACCGCUCACUUGCCAAUUUUGAGAAGGCACUGACAGAUUACAAGGCAGAGUUACGGGAUGACCCCAUCAUUAGCACUCAUUUGGCCAAGCUCUAUGACAAUUUGUUGGAACAGAACCUUAUCCGAGUCAUUGAACCUUUCUCCAGAGUACAGAUUGAUCACAUAUCCAUUCUCAUCAAACUGCCAAAGCCUGAGGUAGAACGCAAGCUUUCCCAGAUGAUUCUAGACAAGAAAUUUCACGGUAUCCUAGAUCAAGGAGAAGGGGUCUUGAUAAUUUUUGAUGAGCCCCCUGUAGAUAAGACAUAUGAAGCUGCUCUGGAAACUAUUCAAAACAUGAGCAAAGUGGUGGACUCUCUGUACAACAAGGCCAAGAAACUUACAUAG
Staurois parvus is the source of this 1269-nucleotide messenger RNA. The record is from the annotation of a GenBank genome assembly. Lineage: Eukaryota; Metazoa; Chordata; Amphibia; Anura; Ranidae.